This is a messenger RNA of Penaeus monodon (black tiger shrimp), 7497 nucleotides long. Its product is annotated as brefeldin A-inhibited guanine nucleotide-exchange protein 3-like. Gene Ontology annotation, molecular function: guanyl-nucleotide exchange factor activity. NCBI's taxonomy places the organism in Eukaryota, Metazoa, Arthropoda, Malacostraca, Decapoda, Penaeidae. The coding region runs from base 1 to 5724 and encodes 1907 amino acids. Gene Ontology annotation, biological process: regulation of ARF protein signal transduction. The transcript is spliced from 33 exons. The record is from RefSeq and is a predicted model, not a curated record.
AUGAACCAAGACUCUGGAACAUUGACAAGGACUGAAAAUUUGGGUGUAUUCAACUUACUAUCAUCUUUACUCAAGGGAAUAUCUUGGGUGGUAAGAAGUAGUAGUGCAGCACUCGAAAGGGUGCUAGGUUACAAGGACACUGUGCAUAAUACAAUAUUGAGAAUCAUUCUCGAGGAAAAACUGUUAUUACUCUAUGGUGUAGUAAAUGUGUUACUAGGCAGUCCUGCUAAGCUGGUGCAACUUGCUGGACCCAUCCUGCAUAUGGAUCCCAGGAAUCCUCACCAGAAUGAUUUAGCUCUAUUUAGACUGGUAAUGGACAGUCUAGCUGAAUGUGGGAAUUGUAACAAUGCUGGUGUGCAACGUGCGGUGGUGGACUGUGUAUCCACUCUUCUUUCAUCCUUAGAGAAAUUGUCUCUUGGCACUGCACUCUCUGAACAACAUGUGGAGCUCAUUAACAGCACAUAUGCACGGAUGGAAGAUGGAGAUUAUUCAGGUCCUUUAACAUAUGAAAACAAGAGCAAGCUUCCCAAAUAUGAAACCUUUGAAAAUCUCAAGCCCUCUUCAGAAUCGGUCACGUCAGAUUCUCUCUCCCAACAAAUUGACGAUGUGGAUGAGGAGGAAGAAACCUCUGUUGAAAAUGCAGAAGGGAAGGGAAAUGAGGAGGCAACAGCUGGCACUGAACAAGAAGAUGGAGGUGCAAGUGAAAAAGAAAUCAAAGAGGAAUUGGGUGACCCAGACAGCAAAGAAAAAUCUGUUAAAAAGCAGCGGUCUCGAGUCAAGAAGAGUUCAAGCGUUGAGGGUGACGACUCGGAUGAAUCUGGUGACACAGAAGGUCCUGAGUUUGAUGAUGAUGACCAAGGGAGGGAAGAGCUUGAACAGUACUCAGAAGAAGCUGAACAGCAGCGUGAAGAACAGGAGGCUCUGAGACUCCACCGCUUGAAUGAGACGUUACAGUCUGUGACAAACCUUCGACAUGUUGUGGAUGAGGAAGCAGAGAGGGAGUGCGAAAAUGCUCGACACUUCACUACUACUCUCUGUGCCCUCUUGCCUUCCCUCCUGGCUGUUCGUAGUACCAUUGAGGUUGAUGAAGCCAUGCUGGAGUUUUCAGCAAAAUAUUGUGAAGGGGUUUUUAGCUUAACUAGUAUGGAGCAUGGGCAGCACGUAAUCAUAAAUGCUGAUGGAAUCUACUUAGCAACAUAUUCAGUUCUCUCUCUGAACUUAAAGCUGAUCAGAGGUGGAAAUUAUUGUGAUCCUAACCUUCCACUUCCAAUGACUCAGGAACAGUUCAUAGAUCAAGUGCAUGGCAGUGGUGUUCUGGUGUAUCUCUCCUCCGCCUGGCUAGGGGAAGUUUAUCGCCAGGUGGUGAGGGACAGCUUCCUUCAGAGAGCUGGGUACUCUCCACACUCUACUCACAAUUGUGCUCUUAUCAACUUACUAACAGAUCUGGAAAAUGGCAUGAGAUGGUACCUUAGGCAUGACGUUGAUUUAGAUGGACUUGGUAGUAGCGAGCAAAAGAGUCAGCUGUUGUCUGAUCAUAGACGGCUGGAAAAAGCUGCAGCCAACAUUACGCACACACCACAAGUCCUUGCAGGGAUGAAGCUGUGUCGUCGUAUUGUGACAUGUUGCUGGGAGAGUGUUGUGGGUGUUUUGGGAGCAGUCCUGGGAGGAGUGGGUGGAGGAGGACUCACUGGUCCUCUGCGCCAUCUUUUGGGAGGAGAAGGAGCAAGAGAAGAGUCAAGGAGAGCACAGGACCUAUUAGCACAAUGUCUAAAUGCUCUGCAGUCAGCUGCUAGAUUGGCUAAUAUAUUGGGACUCCAGAGUCGAUGCGGUGUGGUGUUUUCCCUUCUAUCAUCAGCCUGCCUGCCUAAUGAUGAACGUAAUCCAGUUAGCACACCCAAGCGCCAUAGCCUAAGAUCUCCAGCAUUUUCUAAGAAGAUUCAGCGCCUCCAUACAGCACAUUUACUUUCCUUACAUGUGAUGAUGUCGUCAGGUUUAGAGCUUGGUUCUCAUGCAUCUGAUUGUUGGACACACAUUUUUAAAUGCUGUGUAUAUCUGUCAGAACUUGAGCACCAAUUCUUCAGCCACACCAGCGGGUACCAGUCAUUCCCUCCCAGAUUUGCUCCACCAUCAAUGAACAGUGAGAAAUCAGGACACUCUGCCUCUGAUGACAUAUUUAGUGAGGAUCCAUACCAUUAUAUUGUGCCCAUGUCACCACUGGCCCCAAGCAUGAACGUGGAAGAAUUAAUCCGAGAAAGUCAGAGUGAUAUAAGUAACACUGGCUUCCUCUCACCACAAGACACUGGUAAAGCAAUAUGUGCUCUCACACAAAUGGUUGACAGGUUGUUCGAUGACGCCUCGACCAAGCUAAACAUGGCUUCUUUAGUCAGCUUCUUGGCAGAGCUGUGUGCUGCAUCUCAGGCACAACUUUUCUCCAGAAUGACUCCUCAGACACCUAAAAAGGGCCUGAUGAAGUGGCCAAGAAAGACAAUGGGAGGUACAGGAGCAGAGCUAGGCAAAGGCAAGGGUGGAGAUAUACUCCUACUUCACCGACUUGCUGAGGUCAUGCUCCGUGCAGUUCGAUCUGGCCGUCCACUUCUCCAUAUCAUGCGAGCUUGGGCUGUUGCUGGUCCCCACUUUAUGGAGGCAGCUUGUCAUAAGGAUGGGGCAGUUAGCAAGAGGGCAGUCAGUUCUAUACAUGACAUAGUAAAUGCCAUAUUGAGCAACCAGUCAGAGCUUCCUCAUUUUCACUUCAAUGAGGCAUUAUUCAAGCCAUUUGAAAACCUCUUAUGUUUAGAACUCUGUGAUGCUGACAUACAAGACCAGAUUAUAAGCAGUAUUUGUGAGUUUGUAGAAAGCUGCACUCCAGAGAUAAGGUCAGGUUGGAGGCCACUGUUUGGUGCCCUGCGCUGCGUUCGGCCCCCGAGUGCCCUGCCUUCACCUUCUGUGCCAGGAGGGCUGCCGGGAGUCAACAACACAUGCGAUAGUAUGGGACACCUGCAUGUUGUGCGAGAUGUGUUUGAAGCAUUCCUGGCGACAGAUAAUGUGCUGGUGUUUGCAAAUGCUGCACUGGAUUGUGUUCUGUGCCUCCUGAAGCAUGUGAAAGGUUCAGGUGAAGAGGAAAGUAGUGAUGAAACUGUGGUAGGAUGGGAUGAACUUGUGGGAGGUGAUUUAUGCCUUGAUGCCCUGCGCUACCUGCAUCGCUGUGCUGCUAUCCUUGCCUCGAUGUACCAGAUGCCAGCAUGUCCUGUCUUCCAUGCUGCUCACAGGAUCACAGUGAAUAUGCCACCACAGCUUGUAGACCCACAUCUGCCCAACAUCGAUGAAAAUCUACUUGGAUCAUUGCUUAAUGAAAUAGCUGGCAUGGAAGUGAAAAAGGUUUCUUAUCAAGCACUGUGGCCUUCUGCAAGUAAUCAAGAAGUGACCCUGAUGAUGCUGGACCAUAGCAGUGGGAUCCUACAGGUGUGGUACCUCCUCCUUGAAGGAUUGGCAGGAGCUACCAUGACCUGCCCUAGGCGGUACCAGCCCCAGGCGCUUGACACACUUUUCACCCUUUUGCGUAGUUUACCAGACUGCCCUGGUCCUAUGUUUGGGAUGUAUUGUGUGAACCACUUGUUGUUGCCACUGAUGCAGGGAUGGCUAAGGAGAUCAUAUACUCUUCCAUCCAACAGUUGGGAUUUUACUGCAUCAUUCAAACAGUACACUGGGUUAACAUCAGACCUUGUUGUGGAGUACCUCUCAAAAUUAGCUAAUAAAGGUGUUUUGUCAGAGACUCCCGGAGCAUUGUUGAUGUUACAGCAGUGUUUACUGGUACUUGUGGAGUGCAUUACUCAUCCCAGUGAAACAAUAUCAAGACUAGGAUGUGCAUGUAUUAGACAUGUGAUCAGCAGUUGUGGUGAACAUUUACCUCCAGAAUAUUGGGAUGUUGUGGUCUGCGGCUUGCACCGUUCUUGCAUGGUCUCACUGUAUCCCUUGUAUCAGCUGAUGAAUCUCUUUCAUCCCGAAUCUCCCAAUUUCUAUGGCGAUGUGGGCCAAGUGAAGGUAGCAGCUCGAAGAGACUGCACUGGGAAAGACAGUGAUCGUCUGAGACAGCUCUCUCAUCAGGUAUUCUUAUUAGAUACACAGAGGAGUAAUAUAUCUGCUGCGGUAGAUAACCCAGAUGCUGAGGAUCGCUCAUUCAUAUUCCUGCUGUACCCUGAAGACCAUGGACAUGCCAAUGUUUUGCAUAACUGUAGCUUUGAGGCAAAUGAUGAAGAGGAACCAGUUCGAGUACCUUUUAGGACGUUGAUUGUCGGCCUCCUUGCACAUCAGAUUCUCCUGCAGACUUUAGGAUCUUUCUUGGUCCAGGGGUCUCCUCAUAUCAUACCAAGUUUGGCAAAUGUAAUCCUGCAAGGCAUGGGCUUCUCAAAAACCGAGAAUGAAGAUGGGAGGGUUGCUGAGAGUGAAGGAAAGGUUCCUGGAUUUCUUCGUUUCAUGAGACCAGAUCAUAUACAAAUUUUGAUGGACGCUCUUCAGCAGUCCUAUACUGCAGCUGUUGAAUUCGAUCGUCGUCCAGGGCUUAAAUUUUUGAUCCAGAAAGUUGCACAAGCUGAGAGAGCAGCAAAUUUGUACAAGCAAGCGGGUGCCAGCUGGACACUUCGGAUGGUGACACUCUUUGACCUAACACUUUCCCAGGUAAAGCAUGGUUUAGGGUUAAAUGAAGUCAAAGAAGUUCUUGAAAAAGAUGUUAGAGCAAAGAAUACACUCAAGAGACAUGAUGACAAAGAGGAAGAAACCGAAGGAUCUCAGGGCAGCAAGACAUUACAAAGACCAACACAGCUGUUGAAAGAUGAUACAAUACAGUAUAUUCAGAUGUUAAGAGCUUCAUUCACAGAACUUUGUGAGGUGUAUUUAGAUCUGGUCAUUGACAAAGAUGGACAUUACUCGGCAGUCGACAAAAUAAAUGACCAGCCGAUAUUCUUCCUCACUGUACAGCCAGAUGAGUUUCCUACUGCUCACCGUAAGAGCCUAGCACAGUGGACUAAAAGCUUGGAAGAAUUUAAUAAGCAGUAUAUCAAGGGAAAAUCAAAGGACUCAGAGGUGAAUGAAGAGGACAGUGAACUCAUGUCAGGAACCAUGACCAUUGGUGCUGGCCCUAACAGCACAUCCUUGCCAGGUAACCAUCCCAAGAAGGCACAGGAGCAAAAUGAAGUCCGUCCCUUUACUCUGGCUGACUUCGCUCGAGAAUAUUCUUCCGAUUCAGAAGAUUCCGAGUCGCCAGAAUUUGCAGAAACUAUUGACUCUGGUGUUGCAAGUUUGGCAGAUGGGCACCAGAGCAUAUAUAGAGUGGCCACCGAGCGGGACAUAGCCACUUUGAUGACAGAUUAUAGGAGACGAAAGAACCAGCAUUCACUUCCUUCCAUGCACAGAGAGAAGAGAUCAAAUCCCUUUUUGGAAAGAAAACCAAGCAGGCCAGCCGAUCCUGUACCGCAGGAAAUAGAGGAGCAAAGAACAAAUAGUUUAAUGAAGGACAGUGAAGCUCACCUGAAAGUGUGGACAGAGAUGGUUGUGACUGUGUUUGACCUCAUCAGUCAGCUGAGUGAUUCUGAGCUGCGUCCACUGCUGCCUCUGCUUUUCCCUACUGUGCGAUCCCUAACGGCACAUGCGCACGACCCCCAUCUGCGGCAGGUGGUGGCAGAGCUCCUCACCAGAGUUGCAAAUUUGUAUGGCUUUAGUCCAGCAGAGUAAUGUAUCGGUUACUCACAUAAAAGAAAAAUAAAUGAAUAAAUAAAAAUUAAAAUAAAUAAAUAAAUAAAUAAAAAAUAAACAAAAAAAUAAAUGAAUAGAAUAAAUAAAUAAUAAUAAUAACAAAAUGGUACUGUUUCCAGACAUAGUAAAGUGUCAUAUUUCAGUGUUCUAAAAUAUAUGGUACUAAAUAAAGUGUGAAUAUCAAAUUUAUUUUGUCACAUAGCUUUAGUGGCUUUUUUGAGAAAUCUAUUGUAUCUUACCCUCCUGUGAUUGGUGUUUAAUAUAUUCUUUCAGAAAGUUUUAAACCAUUAAAAUCACGAUUAUGCAAAACAGUUCUGUUUAUCAGAUUUAGUGUAGACCUUUCAGUUGUGAUUAAUGUCAGUCAUUCUCAGUUGUACCUGCUUCAAACACAAAAGUAAAUAUAUCUAUUUUUUUCUCUCUUUAUUUCUUUUCUUUCUUUCCUGUUCUUUUUUUUUUUUGCAAGAAAUUGAGGAACUCUUUUAUGCCGAAUUGGUAGUAUUAUUGCUAACAUUUUAUGGAUAUCAAUAUGAAUUUUGUAUGAUUGAAAGAAGCUGAAAGUUUAUCCUGCAUAUGUUAAUUAUUAAUAUUUCACAAAAUGUUUACCAGGUGAUAAUGAAUGUUGUGAUAUUUUAGUAGAACUUUCCAUACAGCUAUAUGCUAAUUGUUGUUACUAAACCAACAUCAAUCUAUAUGAUUAAUAAAACACUCCACCAUGUUGAUACAUUGGCAGAAAUAUCCACUAGAUCUAUUUUGUGUAAUGUGAUUUUUUUCUGCCGUUAAUCUAAAUGUGAAAAGAAUGAGGCAGUAGUAGAAGUAGGGCAUUUUGUUGCUAUAUCAUUAUAACUAUUUUCUCUCUCUCUCUCUUUUUCUCACUCUUUCUCUCUUUCCUAAUCCUCUCUUUCCUUAUCCUCUCGUUAGUAUUCAUGAUGUCUUUCUUCAGCUAACCAUCUAAUAUUGUAUUAAAGGGCUUAUCAGGUUUGAGUUUGAAGGUGUCAUUUAUAUAUUAUCAUCAGUGGUUGUAGUGAUUUUGCUUGUGGAUAUUUGCCUGUAUGAGUCACUUCAGGCAUGUAGUAAAAUAUAUAAAACUUAUCGUCAGAAUCAACUGGAAUAUCGGAUGUGUUACAUUGACACUUUUGAUUAAAUUGCGGGUUAAGAGGUCUUCUAAAGAUGCUAUUUUUUAGUGAUUUAUCAAGUCAUUUUCACAUAAUGAUAAACAGACCUGUAAUGCAAUUUUGCUGGACUUUAUUUGCAUCUGUCAGCUAUUAACUCCUUAUAUCUGUGGCAACUGUCAGCCAAUAACCCCUUAUGUAGAAGGAAACCAUACAUGGUCGCUAAUUCUAUAAGGGUGACAUGGGAUUGAAAGGGUUAAGAGUAAAGACAGAAGGAAAAAACAAACUUUAGCUUGAUUUUGUUUCCACACAAAUGUUAUUGAAGAUGUUACCUUUUUAGAAACUUAUAAAGCAAUUUAUGUCUAUUGAAUGGUGUAUAAUACUAGUCAUGAAAUUUAGGAUGAAUAUAUUUUUGUGCUGUUUGAUUAUUUAAUUAUAUGAAUACAUAAACUGACUAUGUCCAAUCAAUACUGGUAAACUCCAAAAUGAUUUUCCUCUCCUUCUCUAAUGUUGCUGUGGAUUUAGAAACCAGAAAAUACUAUGCAGUUGUUGUAAGAAACUAACCUGCAUAAAAGAUCUUAAAGACUGCAUCGCAUUUGUGAAAAAAGGAAAAAAGAUAUAUUAUUGUAAUAUAUGAUGUCAA